GGACGUGGAAACCGAUAAAGAGACUCGUGACACGGCAUCUUUUAGUGAUACAGACUCAGAAUGUAGCUCAUUCUACAAAGCGUGUUUUCUGGAAAAUACGUGUGUUACUGUAUGUGUCUUUUGAGUUGUAUGUCGCUUAUAAACAGAGUUGCAUCAUGGGAGGUCUUGAAUUUGCACUGGUUCAAAUGCUUUCCUGCAUAGCUGCGCUCCAUUUUGAGAAUUUUGUGUCAGCUGCAGCUUGUCCAGAUGGUACAUUUGGGGUGAACUGUAAGGAACAAUGUGGAAAAUGUUCAAAAAAUAUUUCCUGUGACAAAACUGGAGGUAUGUGUUCAGGUGGCUGUGAGGGGAGAUUUAGGCCUCCACUAUGCAAGAUGAAAUAUCCAGUAUUCGAUGAAGCACCACGUUUCAUCUCACACACUCUAACUUCAAUAACUAUCUCAGUAGAUAACAUCAGUUUUUCUGGAGACAUUUACCCUACUAACUAUCAUCUACAAUAUGUGAAAGUUGAAAGUGCAAAUCAAGGAGGAAGUUGGAUUACAUUUGGUACAUUUGCAUACAGUGCCAAAGUAAAACAGCAUGAAAUACCUUGUUUAGAAGUUCGUUCAAGCUAUGGAGUAAGAGUUGUUCUGAUUGAUGAGACAGGAACAGGUUAUAAUGGCACUGAUAUACCAUGUGCUGUGUACAACACAUCUUGUAUCCAUCCUGAUAAAGUGAAUACACAACUUCUUCAGCAUACCAUCCGAAUAAGUUGGCAGCUAUCUGCUCAUCACUGUAAUGAAGGUUUAUAUGUUUAUGAUGUUAAAGAAAAUGGAAGUAACACCACUGACCCUCAGCUUCCUUUUGGCCUGAAACCAUUUACAGAUUAUAGAUGGACACUGCGGUAUGGGAAUAUGUUAAUUCUUGUAGGCAACAUAACAACCCCUGAAAGUGCUCCAGAACGUCCAGAACACUUGCAGGUUAUAAAACGGACUCCUCAUGCCAUUUGGUUAACAUGGCAACGUCCCAGAGUUACUAAUGGCUUACUGAGGAAGUUUAUCAUAUGUGUAAAAUUACUUUCAUCAGAGCUAAGAAGACAGGACAGAAGCAGGAAACUUCUUGAAGAAGAGAUUAAAGUAACACUUUCCAUGAAUUAUUCAUAUGAAGUGAAAGAUUUGGAGCCAUCGUCAGAAUACAAUGUGUCUGUUCGUGGGAUGACUGUCGAACCUGGUGAACCUGCUGUUUUAAAUUCUGUUAAAACAUCACUGAUUGUACCUGACAUUGGUUCACAACUUAAACUGGUGGAUGAUUAUAUAGCCAGUACCAUACUUCAGGUUAUAAUUCCACCUGCAGAUUCUUUUCUUGCUAAGAACAGCUCAUACUUUGUGGUUGUAACAUCUGAUAAGGAAGAAGUAGCUGCUUCUCUAACAAAGUUAAAAAUGAUGGAAUUUAUUCUGAAGACAGCAAAUGUUAAAAAUGAUGGGCGUUCUUGGAUUGCUGCAGAAAUAGAGCCUCAAGAUGAAGAGCAGCUAUUUAAAGUUGGUGAUAAUAGGAAAAUGAUUUCUGGUACUUCUGGUGAUGUCUACUGGAACCGACCCCUAGAACCUGGCUUAUUAUACGAUUUGACUCUAGUAGCACUCAAUUGGCAGGAUGGUGAAUAUGAGUCCAGUUUUGCAAAAUUGAAGCAUCCUGAUCAGGCUCUGUCUGAAAAGGAAGGUGGCAUUGGCGCUGAGUGGUCUGCAUUGCUUCUGUUGCUGAUAAUACCAGUAGCUGUGUACUUUGUUAUAAGGAAGCCAAAGCAGACUGAGCCUUUUGAAUUGAUUUAUGAAGAUGCUGUUCCUGAAAGACAAGUACCAGAACCUGAUAGAACUCCAGACUAUCAUGCAGCAGAUUACCCAUAUGAAGUAGUGGUAUGAAUACAAAUUACGAAAUAGAUUAUUUUUAAAAAAUAAGGGGACUGAAUGAAAUUUGCUAGUAUAACAACCAGAAUGAAUCCCAGUAGAAUCCUCUUGGUAAUGUAAUCAUUGAGGCAGUCAAGCACCAUUCAUGCAGUGGACUUUGACUUUCAGGAAACUCUGAUAGCAGUGAAAUUAUUCACAAAUGUCAAUUGUGGGCUGAUGAAACAAACUGCCUUCCAUAGCUAUUAUACUUCAUGUAAUAGAGCAUUCACAAAUUGAAGAUAUAGUGGCAAUAACACAUCAAAGAACUCUAUUUAUUAUGCUAUUCAAACAAUUUCUAACUUAUUUUUUCCCCAUAUAUUUUAUAUUAUAUGAGUAUAUUAUUAAAAAUAAAAUUGAGAAAUAUGAAUUGUAUUUCUGGGUGAUGGCCUUGAAGAUGGAUACAAUAUGGAUCUGUGAAUGUUGCCAGUACACUACAUAGUAUUUAAGAUACAUCUGAUACCUAUUUGUUGGGAGACAGAUAAUUAGUAAGUCUGCCCACUAAUUUAUAACAGCUAAUGAUAAUAUAUUCAAAGGAAGGUUAUAUACAUUUCCACAUAAAAUUUCAUAUGUGGAAGGCAAAUUAAAUUCCUUUUAUCUAAACAUUUAGUGACAGAAAUUGAUUAUCCUUUAAGGCCCCAGAAUGUCUUUUAGGACAUGGUAAUUGUAUCACUAGCUCGCCAGCACAGCAUCGUGUAACUUGACUUUGUGAUUGUCAUAUUGGGGUCUGAUCCACUAAAAUAUAUAAGCGUAGUUAAGAAGGAUGAUCAUAUAACCCUCAUAAAUUUCCAUGUCAAAAGGACUAUUUUAAUUUCUAUUAUGCUAAUUUUUACUCAGCCUCGCACAUCAACUAGCAGUUAAGAUUUGUAAGUGGAAAUUACUUACUUAGUAAUUUUUAGAUAAGUAGUGAGCUGAAUGCUGUAAAGUGUCUCAAUAAGUUGAUCUGAUUUGGCAUAUUUGAACCACUUAUUUCAUACUGACAAAUGGUCCUGAAAUAUUUUGAUAUAUUUCUUGAAAUUAUUUCAGAUUGAUUAUAACGUGAUUUCUAGAGUUCGGUUACAAAUACACAUUUAUGUGCUUUAUUUAGGGAUUAUGUGCAAUUAAAUACUUGUGUUAGUAAUUUUUUCUAUAAUUUUGAAUUUCACUGAUGCAACAAAUUGUCAAAAAGUUGAUGUAAUUUACUAGAAUGUUAAUAUGUGCCUGCUUUGAUACAGUGGUUCAUUUCACCAUACCUUUAUAAGUGGUUGUUCUAUUGGUCAGAUAUCCACUGUGUAUUUACAUUAAUAAGUAAAGUUAAGUAAAGCUUCUCGCUACAUGCCUAUUUACAUUAAUUUUCUCAUUUAUAUCACAAAAUGGAUUAUUCAUAUAGCAGGUCCCUUGAAACAUCUCUGCUUGUGUGAAGAAAGUUUAGCAUGAGGACUGUAAAUAGACCACAAAUGAGGAGAGUAGCUCAUAGAUGAGGAGCCAACUGGAAUAUAUGUUCUUUCUGAUUCUAAACAAAAAUUGUCAGAAGGUCCCAGAUGAUGUUAUGUGAAGGGUAGCAGCAGUAAUAGGCAGGUAAAAGGAUUGGCUUGGAUGAAAAUGUACCACUUGAUAUCAAGGAUUAGUCUUAUUCCAAUAAAUACUCAGAAUAUAUUCUCACAUA
Molecule: messenger RNA, 3558 nt
Organism: Zootermopsis nevadensis
Lineage: Eukaryota; Metazoa; Arthropoda; Insecta; Blattodea; Termopsidae
Product: receptor-type tyrosine-protein phosphatase T
Molecular function (GO): protein binding
Source: RefSeq, a predicted model, not a curated record